Molecule: messenger RNA, 1488 nt
Organism: Suillus clintonianus
Lineage: Eukaryota; Fungi; Basidiomycota; Agaricomycetes; Boletales; Suillaceae
Exons: 9
Coding region: 1-1488 (495 amino acids)
Source: RefSeq, a predicted model, not a curated record
AUGACUGCAAACAGACGCAAGAAAAAAGGGCAGAGUGCACCAAUCCCCGAUCAAUUGACGGAUCACGGCACCCUCGAAACUGCGCGAGUGCGCCGCAAGACCUCAAAACAACAAGCACAAGAGGAAGCCUCGCUUGAAAAAGAGGCAAGAAAGGUCAAUUGGUAUGCUCAUCAAGCUCUCAGAGAUUCGGACACAGAAUUUGAUCAAGAUGACGUGUUCACAUUUAAAGCUGUAGCGCAACCCAGUGUAACACGUCAACGAGCUCCAACCCAAACACCUCGACUCACUCAACGGUCGACUCACAUUCCAUCUGCACCACUGAGCCGUGUACCACCAUCUGAUGAUGUCAUCGAUCCAACACUCUUGGCUACUCCACAGCAGUGCGCACCACCUAUCGUCACCCCGCCUAAACUUGAGCGUUGCUCGGUGGCGCGAGGAUUGGGGCUAAUGAGUGGUGCCCGUGGACCUACUGACACGACAAGUUAUGGUAAUGGAUGGGCAGGAGCAUAUGGGCCUGCCGCAUCAUCCCCAUUGGAAUCAAGACGACCAGUGGAUGCAGACACUGCUGACUUGUCGUUGUUUAGCUCCCCAGUGCCACAACACCCUCGUGUUAGUGCACUCACGUCUUCUGGACUUGGAAUUAAACGUGCAGGUUAUCCGUCACUGGCAACAACCGAAGGCCUCCAGGUGGGCGAGGGUGGUACCCAUGGGCGCCUUCGUUCAGCCGACUUUGACAAACUUUAUGCCGCAACAGUCCAUCUUGCCAUCAGUCACUACCAGUCAAUUCUCGCUAACUCAACCAUUUAUCCAAAUGACAUUCAAGCGCAAGACUGGUCUGGCCAAGCAUGGGCAGCCGCUUGCCGCUCUCAAGGCAUUCAAAUUGAUUUUGAUGAAGACGCGUAUAAAUUGAUCACUGAACGCGGCUCUAAUCUACGCAGCGACCUCAUGACUAUUCUACGCCCACCGUCGAGACCGACUACUGUCCUCGCAAACCGUAAGCUCCUCACGUGCAAGGAUCGUGAAGCUGGAAAAGGGCUAUUUGAGACCAACAUUAUCGUCAACGGAGUCAUCAAGUGGUGCUACGAUAAGAAAAACUCGUUGGGUGCUACUCUACCAAGCUACUUCAAGGAUUCGACUACUGGUGGGGCAAGCUGGGGUAUCAUUGCAGCCGUUCUCACUGGGAUCGAGGCUUGCAUUGCGGAGUGGACCAGUGGCACAAAAAGCGAGACGCGCUUCUACAAGGAGUGCUACGCAACGAUCUUUGACAUUUACUUCAACAUGCUGGUCAAGUUUCACAAGGGCACUAAGCAUGUCGGUGUUUUGCCGAAGAUCUGCAAGAGGGUUUUAAGACGCGCUCGUCGACACGCAAGUGUUCCAGAGGAUCUGUUCAGCGUGGGAGGCAGUACAGAGAACUUCUCGACAGACGAAUUCGCUGCAGCAGCCGCAGAAUGGGAUGGCCGUGUAGAAUCGGACGAGGAGUAUUACUAG